Messenger RNA from Manis javanica (Malayan pangolin), 2671 nucleotides. RefSeq names its product acyl-CoA dehydrogenase short chain (gene ACADS). Gene Ontology annotation, molecular function: short-chain fatty acyl-CoA dehydrogenase activity; flavin adenine dinucleotide binding. NCBI's taxonomy places the organism in Eukaryota, Metazoa, Chordata, Mammalia, Pholidota, Manidae. Gene Ontology annotation, biological process: butyrate catabolic process; fatty acid beta-oxidation using acyl-CoA dehydrogenase. The record is from RefSeq and is a predicted model, not a curated record. Gene Ontology annotation, cellular component: mitochondrion.
CCCUCCUUGCCCAGGUAAUUACCGAUUGAUACAGAGAUGAACUACUCUCCACCCCUGAGGAAUGAUGCAAAUGCACUAAAGCCAUACUCUUCUCCACCCUGGAGCUCCUGUUGAUAUGCAAAUAUACUAAAACCAGGCGAGAUAUUCUGGAAAUAUUACAGUUCACCCACAUCUGCGCCUAAAUACUGAGCACCAGAGCAAGACUUUUGCCUCUCUUGGAGCUCACAGACUAGCGGUGGGCUCCAUAGGAUUUCAGAUUCUAAGUGCCACGAAUAAAUAACUACAUGGGAUGGAGAGCGUGUGGUCGGGGCAGGCCUUGGUGAGCGAGACCCGAAUGAAAGGGCGCCCCAGGGAGAGGAACAGAGUGCGAAGGCCUGGAGGCAGGAACAGCUCGUGGAGAAUCAAGCUGCUUUGUGUGGCUGGCGCAAACACAGCAAGAGAAUGGUCGGCAUAGGGCCGCAGAGGUGGGCCGGAGGAGGACGCAUGCAGCUUUUAGUCCACGGGGCUGGACUUCAGGAGAGGGGCCUGCCAUCGAAGAGCUUCACAAACGGAGGGACGCACUUCGACCCCGGAGACUUUGCGCACACGGGUGGGCGCGGCUUUGCCUCCAGGAAGGGAGGCGGGGCUCGGGAGGAGGCGCGGCGGGCCCCGCCCCCCGCAGUCCGGAAUCCGCGCGCCCGCAGCCGGAGGUCGCCGAGGAGUCCCGCGCCGGCGCCGUCUCCGACCGCCAUGGCCGCCGUGCUGCUCGCCCGGGCCUGCGGCCCAGCCCGCGGAGCUCUCCAAUCUCCAAACUGGGCCUGGCGUCAGUUACAUACCAUCUACCAGUCUGUGGAACUGCCUGAGACUCACCAGAUGCUGCGUCAAACGUGCCGGGACUUUGCAGAGAGGGAGCUGGUUCCCGUUGCAGCGCAGAUGGACAAGGAACAUCGCUUCCCGGCCGCUCAGGUGAAGAAGAUGGGUGAGCUUGGGCUUCUAGCCAUGGAUGUGCCCGUGGAGUUGAGCGGUGCUGGCCUCGAUUACCUGGCCUAUGCCAUUGCGGUGGAAGAGAUCAGCCGAGGCUGUGCCUCCACUGGCGUCAUCAUGAGUGUCAACAAUUCCCUCUACUUGGGGCCUCUCCUGAAAUUCGGCUCCGAAGAGCAGAAGCGGCAGUGGGUCACUCCGUUCACCAGUGGUGACAGAAUUGGCUGCUUUGCCCUCAGUGAACCAGGGAACGGCAGCGACGCGGGGGCUGCCUCCACUACUGCCCGGGAAGAGGGUGAUUCUUGGGUUCUGAACGGCACCAAAGCCUGGAUCACCAAUUCCUGGGAGGCCUCAGCCGCCGUGGUCUUUGCCAGCACACACAGAUCCUUAAAAAACAAGGGCAUCAGUGCCUUCCUGGUCCCCAUGCCGACGCCUGGCCUCACGCUGGGGAAGAAGGAGGACAAGCUGGGCAUCCGGGCCUCAUCCACGGCCAACCUCAUCCUUGAGGACUGCUGCGUCCCCAGGGACAACCUGCUGGGGGAGCCGGGGAUGGGCUUCAAGAUAGCCAUGCAAACCUUGGACAUGGGCCGCAUUGGCAUCGCCGCCCAGGCUCUGGGCAUUGCUCAGGCUGCCCUCGAUUGUGCUGUGAACUACGCCGGGAACCGCAGGGCCUUCGGGGCACCGCUCACCAAGCUCCAGGGCAUCCAGUUCAAGUUGGCGGACAUGGCCCUGGCCCUGGAGAGUGCCCGGCUGCUGACCUGGCGUGCUGCCAUGUUGAAGGAUAAUAAGAAGCCUUUUACCAAGGAGUCAGCAAUGGCCAAGCUGGCUGCAUCGGAGGCUGCAACUGCCAUCAGCCACCAGGCCCUCCAGAUCCUAGGUGGCAUGGGCUACGUGACAGAUAUGCCAGCUGAGCGGCACUACCGCGAUGCACGCAUCACCGAGAUCUAUGAAGGCACCAGUGAGAUCCAGAGGCUGGUGAUUGCUGGGCACCUGCUCAAGAGCUACCAAAGUUGAGCCUCCGCAGGGCUGACCUGUACCCAACCCUGGAUCAGCUGGCCUGAGUUCCGUGGGCAAGGGGGUAGGAGCUACGUGGCCUAAACUCUGACUCCCUGAGAGACUGGGGCUGAUGGGAGGGGCCAUUUCUCCUCUUGCCAGGAGCACCCUGGCCCCAGUCCUUCUGGUGUGGCCUCACCUGCCACCCCCACCUCUGCCCACCCCAGACCUAACUGCCUGGGCUGAGUCUCAGACACAGGGACGGUGGGGCAGUGACCUGCGGCUGAGGAGCACCCGUCUUUAGCUCUGCUUCCUGGCUUCGCUCCAUGUUCACCGCUGUGCCUUAGUUCCUUCAUCAGAGUGGACAUGGCCUGGAGGUAGGGCUGUGGGAAGGGCUAAGUUACCAUUUUGGGACCCCACAGCUCUGUUCCGGGGGCCCUGGGUCUCAGCAGGAGACCAGUGGGACAGGCUCUUGGCAGCGUCUGCUCCCUGAGUUCAGGUGUCAGGAUGGGGAGUUGGGGUUGGGCAGAAGGACCAGGCCUCAGUAGUAGAGGCUACGGUCUCUAGGCCUUGGGGGCUGGGUCAUUAAGGCAGCUCAGAGCCCCUUCAGCCCUCUCUUUGUAAAGAAUAAAGUGUGUGCAGCUGGGUGGGCUGGCUCAUGCCCUGGGACAAUCAAGUGUGGGGACUGAUUGUGGAUAAUAAAGCGUAUCUGCCCUGG